AUGUACGCUGAAAAUGUCCUGAGAUAUUAUAAUAACUUGACUUGCAGACAGUUUAACAUGUUGGGAGACUAUAUCCGAUGCUACGAAAAAAUUAACUUGAAUUAUUUACUAAAUGAUAAAUCCACGGUUGAAGAUGAUAAUAAACAAGAAAUACCAGAUGAAUCAGCUCAUUCCGAAACUGAGAGUACGAAUCCCUUGUUAAAAGAGUGUUUGGAGAAGAGGAUGGUGAAUUAUUAUGAUAAUGUUGUUUUAUCUUCCAAGCUCAAACUUGCCGAGGAAAAGAUUGAAAAACUCAAGGAAGAAGCCAGAAAGGCCUCAGAGGAUUUUUAUUCUAUGGAACAGAUCAUGAAACAAAUUUAUUAUAACGAUCUUAAACUGUCACAGAGUGAGAAUGAGAAGAAGAUGGAAUAUAUAAUGAAAAAGAGUAAGGAGAAUGAAGAGUUGUGGGAGGAGAGGAAGAGACUAGUGAAUCAAAUCCUGAACGACUACACAUCAAAUGUUAACGAAUGCCUUAAAAUUAAAGAUUUUUACCACUUAUUUCAAGAAAAUUCCUCAAACACAUUAACGUAACUUUUAAAGCUGAUUUUUAAUAUUUUAUUAUAAAUC
Theileria parva strain Muguga is the source of this 606-nucleotide messenger RNA. RefSeq lists its product as uncharacterized. The record is from RefSeq and is a predicted model, not a curated record. The transcript has 6 exons. NCBI's taxonomy places the organism in Eukaryota, Apicomplexa, Aconoidasida, Piroplasmida, Theileriidae. The coding region runs from base 1 to 570 and encodes 189 amino acids.